GAGAGCAACAGCCACGGAAAGAGGAUACACAUGCUUUAUUGACAGAACUACAGGUGGUUUAAGUUUGAGCCUCUAGUAGAGUGGAAGCGUUUUUUUUGUUUUUUCCCCCCCUCUGUAUCGAGUUGUGGUUUCCUUGGGGCCCAGUAUGCUAACUAUCAUUGUGGCAUGUUUGGUAUGUUUCCUGCUGAGCACAGGGCAGGCUCAGGUUGCCACACAGACUCAGGGGCAGGGGCAGAGCCAGAGCCAGGGGCCAGAGAGCGCUGUCGCGCCCUGGAGACAGGUGAUUCAGUGGGAGAACAACGGCCAGGUUUUCAGCCUCCUGAAUAGCGGAGCUGAAUAUGUGCCUGCUGGGGCACAGACACAAGACAGGGGUCCCAGAGUGGUUGUGGCCGAUGCUCCUCAACGCUCCACACGCAGACCUCAAGGCGGCAACGUGCGCAGACAAGCGCCAUCGAGAGGAACCUCAGACACUGUCCGAGGGCAGGCCAGGCACCCCUUUGGCUUUGGUCAAGUGGCCGAUAACUGGAGACAGACCACAGGGAGCACAGGUGGUGGCCGCUUCCACUCAUCCUCCAGCACUCGUUUUAGACCAUCCACAGGCUCUUCAUCAUCUUCAUCAUCCUCUUUCUCCUCAUCAUCUUACAAUGUGCCACCCUACCCACAGUACCCUGUGCCUCAACAGCCUCCUUAUCCAGCAGUACCUUAUGACCCCAGUUUGGUGGAUGGACCGGUCAGGAGCUAUGAGCCCCCCUUUCAGCCUGUUGCCCCAGGGAGAGGCUAUAGUGGUGGAGUAUAUGGAGGUGGAGGUGGAGGAGGAUACACUGGAGUAGGAUAUGGAGGUGGUGUAGGCCCUGUGCUCCCAGGGUCCCCCACUGAAUACACAGACGAUAGCUACCGCUUCUACCAACCUUAUGGCUAUGUGCCUAAUCCUGCGGUGCCAGCACAUGCUGCCCAGCCACCCUUUUCAGAUGGUUUGGACCGCAGAUACACCCACAGUCUUUAUAACCAGGAUUCUGCGGUCUCUGCCCCUGACAUGAACCAACCUGCCCCAGAAGCAGUAGACAGAACAGUUCCAGCUGCUCAGCCUGCAGUCAGAAGUCCUCAGUAUGAGCAAUUUCCUCCAUUUGGAAGACCCCAACCACCCUUUCUCCAGCCCAUUCCUCCGGGCAGAAGUUCUCCAAACUCCGCCCUUGAGAACCCCAGCAUCAAUGUAGGGAGUGUGUACCGACCAGAACAAAGAGGUCUGCCUGACCUGGUUCCUGAUCCUAACUAUGUCCAGGCUUCCACAUACAUCCAGAGAGCUCACAUGUACUCUCUUCGCUGUGCAGCUGAGGAGAAAUGCCUUUCAAGCACUGCCUACAGCUCUGAAACCACUGACUAUGAUGUGAGGGUGCUACUGCGCUUCCCACAAAGGGUGAAGAAUCAAGGAAUCGCUGACUUCAUGCCUAACAGACCCCGUCAUACCUGGGAGUGGCACAGCUGCCAUCAGCACUACCAUAGCAUGGAUGAGUUCAGCCAUUAUGACUUGUUGGAGGUCAGCACUGGCCGAAAAGUGGCCGAGGGUCACAAGGCCAGCUUCUGUCUGGAAGACACCACCUGUGACUUUGGCCACCUGAAACGCUAUGCCUGCACCUCUCAUACUCAGGGUCUGAGCCCGGGCUGUUAUGACACAUACAAUGCUGACAUUGACUGUCAAUGGAUUGAUAUCACAGACAUCCAGCCAGGAAACUACAUACUAAAGCUCCAGGUUAAUCCCAAGUACUUGGUGUUGGAGUCGGACUUCACCAACAACGUGGUCAGGUGUAACAUUCACUACACGGGACGCUUUGUCACGACAACCAACUGCAAGAUAACACAGUCCUGAUCGGGCUGGGGAAGACUGCCCAGCCAGGGCGAGCCUCCGGAGAAAUGCUGUUCCAUUGAAAUGUGAAUGGAAUUCUUUUUAAGUUGUUUUUUUGUGCUGUUGAUGCUGUUGGUGUUGAUAUUUUUGUGCUGUUUUGGCUUCCUGGGCCCAUGGCAAACAGGGGUUCCACUGGCACUGAAAUGAAUGUAAGAAAGCAACACAAACGAGCACAUGCAAACACACCCGCACACGCACGCGUGCCCGCACACACACACACAUACAGAC
This is a messenger RNA of Lampris incognitus (smalleye Pacific opah), 2128 nucleotides long. It is a transcript of the gene loxl1, whose product is annotated as lysyl oxidase-like 1. Gene Ontology annotation, biological process: peptidyl-lysine oxidation. Gene Ontology annotation, molecular function: protein-lysine 6-oxidase activity; copper ion binding. Lineage: Eukaryota; Metazoa; Chordata; Actinopteri; Lampriformes; Lampridae. Bases 146 to 1864 code for a protein of 572 amino acids. The record is from RefSeq and is a predicted model, not a curated record. The transcript has 7 exons.